This is a messenger RNA of Leptonychotes weddellii (Weddell seal), 2327 nucleotides long. It is a transcript of the gene ANO9, whose product is annotated as anoctamin 9. Gene Ontology annotation, biological process: chloride transmembrane transport. Gene Ontology annotation, cellular component: plasma membrane. Lineage: Eukaryota; Metazoa; Chordata; Mammalia; Carnivora; Phocidae. The record is from RefSeq and is a predicted model, not a curated record. Gene Ontology annotation, molecular function: chloride channel activity.
UGCCACACUCCAGUCCCGCCAGCCCCCAGCCAGACUCCGGGGCCAGCAUGCAGGGUGAGGAGAGCUGCCAGAUCCUGGCGGGGACUGAAGGGGACAGCUUCCCACUGAUGGAGAUCAACACUGGUGAGACCGAGGCCUCUGAGCAGUGGGAUUACGUCCUUGUGGCUGACCACCGCACCCAGAGAAAUACCAGGCAGGCCCAGCAGCAGCAGCAGUUCCUGGAAGAGCUCAAGAGAAAGGGCUUCCAUUACAAGAUGAUAGAGGGCCACAAGAAGGUGUUCUUUGGGAUCCGAGUGGACAGCAGGAUCUUUGGCCUGUAUUGCAAACUCCUCAUGGAGCCUGAGGGUCCUGCCACCAGAGUGCAGCCUGCCAGGCCACCCUCCGUCCCAGCCACCACCAGAAUCCGAAUUGUCAACUUUGUACUAAACAGCAAGACGGCAGCUGGUGACACAUUAGAGGAUUUGGUGAAGAGUGGGGUCUUUGAGACCAGAUUCGCCCUGCACAAGGGGGAGGAAGACCUAAAGAAGAAAUGGGCCCGGUGGAGAAACAUGUUCCACCCCCAGCCGAUUGAUGAUAUCAGGGACUACUUUGGCGAGAAGGUGGCCCUGUACUUCGCCUGGCUCGGCUGGUACACCUACAUGCUGGUGCCCGCUGCAGUGGUGGGCCUCAUCAUCUUCCUGAGCGGCUUCUCCCUGUUCAAUGCCAGCCAGAUCAGCAAGGAGAUCUGUGAGGCCCACGACAUCCUCCUGUGCCCUCGCGGCGACCACAGCCGUCGGUACCAGCAGCUCUCGGACACCUGCACCUUUGCCAAGCUCACGCACCUCUUCGACAACGAGGGCACCGUGCUCUUUGCUAUCUUCAUGGCUCUGUGGGCCACUGUGUUCCUGGAGAUCUGGAAGCGGCAGCGGGCCCGUGUGGUCCUGCACUGGGAUCUGUACAUGUGGGACGAGGACCAGGAGGAAAUGGCGCUUGAGCUCAUUCACUGCCCUGAUUACGACCUCCGGCCACAACAGCACUCCUACCUGAGAAGCACCGUCAUCCUCGUCCUGUCUCUGUUCAUGAUCUGCCUUAUGAUCGGCAUGGCCCACCUCCUGGUGGUCUACCGUGUGCUGGCUGCCGCCCUCUUCAAUUCCACCUUGCUCUUCCAAGAAGAGCAGGUGACCACAGCCGUGGUGGUGACCGGGGCCCUGGUCCACUACGUGGCCAUCCUCAUCAUGACCAAGGUCAACAAAUAUGUGGCUCUGAAGCUUUGUGACUUUGAGAAGCCCAGGACCUUCUCAGAGCGCGAGAGCAAGUUCACCAUCAAGUUCUUCACUCUGCAAUUCUUUGCUCACUUCUCGUCCCUCGUCUACAUUGCCUUCAUCCUGGGCAGGAUCAACGGUCACCCUGGGAGGUCUGUGCGCCUGGCGGGGCUGUGGAAGCUGGAGGAGUGCCAUCUCAGCGGCUGCAUGAUGGACCUGUUCCUGCAGAUGGCCAUCAUCAUGGGUCUGAAACAAACACUCAGCAACUGCAUGGAAUACCUGGGCCCGUGGCUGGCUCACAAAUGUCGCCUGAUGCGGUUCAAGCUGAGCCGCGCGACCGGGGACCCCGAGCUCAGGCGCUUACAGUGCAACUACCUCCUGAACCCAGUCAACACCUUCAGCCUUUUCGAUGAGUUCAUGGAGAUGAUGAUCCAGUAUGGCUUCACGACCAUCUUCGUGGCCGCCUUCCCACUCGCCCCCCUGCUCGCACUCUUCAGCAACCUUGUGGAGAUCCGCCUGGACGCCAUCAAGAUGGUCAGGCUGCAGCGGCGGCUGGUGCCCCGCAAGGCCAAGGACAUCGGGACCUGGCUGCAGGUGCUGGAGACCAUUGGCGUGCUGGCCGUCAUUGCCAAUGGAAUGGUCAUCGCCUUCACGUCUGAGUUCAUCCCCCGAGUGGUGUACAAGUACCGUUAUGGCCCGUGCCGACAGGGGGCCCAGCCUGCAGUCGACUGCCUCACAGGCUACAUCAACCACAGUCUGUCUGUGUUCUACACCAAGGACUUCCAGGACCCCAUCCAGAUAGAAGGCUCAGAGAAUGUGACUGAGUGCAGGUACCGGGACUACCGCAACGCUCAGGACUACAACUUAUCUGAGCAGUUCUGGGUCCUCCUGGCCAUCCGCCUGGUCUUCCUGAUCCUCUUCGAGCACGUGGCUUUGUGCAUCAAGCUCAUCGCUGCCUGGUUCAUGCCUGACGUUCCUCAGUCGGUAGAGAACAAGGUUCUGGAGGAGAAGUACCAGACGCUCCGGGAGAAGAUGUGGUAUGGGAGGCAGAGGCCAGGCUGGGGUAGGGCCAGGCCCCAGGCCUGA